Thrips palmi is the source of this 1878-nucleotide messenger RNA. Its product is annotated as mucin-5AC-like. The transcript is spliced from 4 exons. Lineage: Eukaryota; Metazoa; Arthropoda; Insecta; Thysanoptera; Thripidae. Bases 1 to 1878 code for a protein of 625 amino acids. The record is from RefSeq and is a predicted model, not a curated record.
AUGGGCGCGGCCACCGGCCUGGCCACCGGCCCCGUCUGGAACCAGCAGUUCCUCUCAGGCGUGACGUCGGGGCGCAACAUCCGACACCUGCCGUGCGUGUCGCGGCGCUCGGGCGAGACGGGCGUGUGCAUGUUCGCGUACACGUGCAUGAAGGCCAACGGCACGCACCUGGGCACGUGCAUUGACCGCUUCUACUUCGGGUCAUGCUGCAAGGUGGACCAGGAUGUGCUGGACUCGCUGUCGCCCAACGACAACGUCAUAAGUAACCAGGUCUCUCUGCACUCUGGAGGCUCCGCACCGAGCGCUGGCGACAUCCCCGGCCGCCCGGCCGUGGCCGCGCCGGCCCCGCCGCCACCAAGACUGCCGUCACCGCGGCCUCCGACGGGGCAGGUCCCCAGCGAGAACCACAUCGACCACGUGUUCCACAGCACGGCGGCGCCCGGGCCGACGGCGGGCUACGUGAGCGUCAUCCUGCAGAACCCGCCGCUGUCCACGCCACUGCCACUGGCCCGGCCCGGCGCGCCGUCGUCGGCCCAGCCAGCUCCGACGACACCGACCGCCGCCACGGAGCAGUCCUUCUUGUUGUCCACGUUCCAGUCCGUCCAGGACGGCGGCAACAAGCCCUUCAAGCCCACCGCCAAGCCGGCGGCGGCCUCCCCCACCAAGGCCCCGGCCACGACCCGGCCGACCACGCAGAGGCCGGGGAGCAAGCCGGGGAGCACGGUAACGCCCACCAAGAGGCCCACCACCACGCCCACCAAGCGGCCCGCCACCAAGCCCACCUCCGCCAAGCCGGGCACCACCACGAAGAGGCCGUCGUCCACCAAGCCCACGGCGUCCACCGCGCGGCCAGGCGCCACCUCCUCCUCGACAACCUCGGCGGCCACGACCAAGCCUAGACCUAAGCCGACCGCUACCCCGACGACGAAGCGACCGACAACACAGCGGCCGUCAUCCACGCAGGCCAACAGCACCAAGAGGCCAUUGCAGCAGACAACACAACAGACUUCACAAACGACUAGGCCAAGGCCGACGCAGACCAAUAAGCCCACUCGACCCAGCACCACGACGACCAAGAGGCCCGCGUCGACGCAACCGGCAUCCACUAGGCCGCCUGCGACGACGACCACCACCACGACGACAACGACGACCAAGCCUGUCUUCUUCAAACCGACCACGACCCAGAGGCCGGCGCCGACCACGACGCAGCGCGACGAGGAGGCCGACGGCGCCACCACGCUCGAGGAGGCCGCCAUCCUGUCCAACGAGAUCUCCCCCGUCGGCGUGGCCGGGCCCUCCUCGACCAAGAGCCCGGCGGACGACAUCGAGGAGAACCUCAACGCCAUCGUGGACCCUCACCGGCCGGGCGUGGGGCCCACCACGCCGUCAGCCACCCUGGUCACGUGGUCCUGGGUCACCGACGCGGACACGCCGAGCCCCAAGCCCACGCUCGCCGCCGAGCCCCUGGAGCCCCUGGAGCCCGUCACCCAGUACCCGUCCACCACACUGGACGUGGAGACGACCCCGGACCAGUGGGUGCAGGUGGAGGUGUCCACGCUGCGGCCCACCCCGGCCCCCGCCACCAGCACGAGCCACUUCGGCACGCCGCCCAGGCCCACGGCGAGGCCGUCGGUCACCCAGCGGCCCACGGCGGGCACCGCGGGCACCACGCCGGGGGCCACCUUCGCCACCUUCGGGACCUCGCCCACCACCCUGGGCACUACGGCAGGCACCACGGCUGGCACCACGGUCGGCACCACAGCUGGGACCACAGCGGGCACCACCGUACCCGCGGCCAGGCCCACCACCACGGAGGGUGAGUACCACGCCGGUUGCUGGUUUGGCUGCCUGGACCGCGGAUCAAAGGGUUGGCUGUAG